GAAAGGCUGGGGCUUCAUAAUCACUCUAUAGCUGGCAGCACAAGAAUCCCACAUUCUCAUUCCCUUAACUUAGCCAGUGCCACUCAUAAAAAGCCAGUUUUUCUGUGCUUCCUAAAUCCUACUACUCCUACUACACCUUCACAAAUCCCAAGAAGAAUGAAACAGGGAAGAACCUCUUCUGGCCCCAUCUUCUCAUGUCUUCUUCUUUUCUUCUGUCUCUCAGGAUCUGCUCAGGCUUACAAGAAUUACACAGUGGGAGACUCUUUAGGCUGGUUUGACAACACUGAGAAAUCCAGUGUCAAUUACCAGAAGUGGGCUGACAGUAAAGAAUUCAGUUUGGGAGAUUUCCUCGUUUUCAACACUGAUACUAACCACUCUGUGGUUCAGACAUACAAUGUCACCACAUACAAACUAUGUGACUACGAUGAUGCACAAGACAAGGACACAACACAAUGGUCAGCAUCUGAUCCAUCCAACACCCAGACACACCCUGUGACAGUGGCUGUUCCUUUGGUGAAGGAAGGGAUGACGUACUUCUUUUCAGGUGACUAUGAUGGUGACCAAUGCAAGAGUGGACAACACUUCAAAAUUAAUGUGACACAUGGACAAGGGUUGCCCAAGAGUCUCAGAACUUCACCAGAAGAUGCACCUUCUCCUGCUAGCCCUGUUGCUGGAGACGAUGAUUCAGCACCAGACACCAUUGUCCCCUCCAAUUUCAGCCACCCCAAGGAAGAAAGUGAUGAUGAAGAUGACAAAGCUAGUGACAACAAACAACAUUCUAGUUCUGUUUCAGUCUCAAUGUGUGCACAACUUUACAUUGUCUUGUUAGGGAUACUUUUCUUGUUUUAAUUAAGGAGAUGAGAUUUAUUUUGUAUUUUUUUUAACUAUAGAUGCCUAUUAUUUUAUCUAUUUUUUUCAUUGGGUGUGAGUGAGAGUGGGGGAUUUUGAGAUAUUGAAUUGUGAGCUAGGAUAUUAGAUAUACCAUAUAUUAUUAUUGUAAACUAAAAUAAUGUAAUGAUUACACAUCCUUUUAUAUGAGUUGCUAUUUAGAUCAUA
This is a messenger RNA of Cajanus cajan (pigeon pea), 1056 nucleotides long. RefSeq names its product early nodulin-like protein 18. The record is from RefSeq and is a predicted model, not a curated record. Gene Ontology annotation, cellular component: plasma membrane. NCBI's taxonomy places the organism in Eukaryota, Viridiplantae, Streptophyta, Magnoliopsida, Fabales, Fabaceae. Gene Ontology annotation, molecular function: electron transfer activity.